AUGGAGUCGUACCUACGGCAACUGGGCGAGUGGCGACGCGGCGCCACGAACUUCUUCGGCAACAACCGCAGGCACUUCAAACCGACCCCACCUUCGGUGAUCGACUUGAGCCGCCUUCGGCAGGCGCAACAACCGCGAAGCCAGCUACAUCAGCAGCUGCUGAGCAGAAGGCGCGGAUCCUUCUUCAGGGACAAGGCCACGUCAGCUCGUUCGGGUGUGCAGGAGGCCACGGCCAACUGUUGCCUGACGGCUCGAGGCCUGUACUCGCAGUCCACGGUUCCAGGGUUCAUCCAGAUGGCGCAAGCUCGGAACCCGUUUCGCAUCAUCAUCUGGUUCGUGGCCUUCGUCGGCCUCGGCUCGGUGGCUCUGAGCAACCUGUACGAACUGAUGCACGAGUACUUCCAGUACCCGCUCACUGUGAACAUACGCCUGGAGGACGUCAACAAUGUGGAGUUUCCGGCCGUGACGUUGUGCAACCUGAAUCCCGUGCGAAAGAGCCUGUUGUGCGGACAAGAGACGGACCUCGACUACACGCUGCAGGAGUUCCUCUGCAACAAGACGGCUGAGAUGACUGUGACGCGAGGCGAGGACGAAGGCCAGCUCGAACAGUUCGUCAUGUGGCUGGCAACAAAGCAGCGGACUGAGCCGGAACUCGCGAAGACGCUGGGCCACCAACUGCCCGAUCUACUAAGGACCUGCAGCAUUCAAGGAAUCAAAUGCGACUUAGACAGGAUGUUCACCCUCGUCUUCAGUUCCAGAUACGGGAAUUGCUUCUGCUUUCAUUGCAACAGCAACGAUGAACCAGUAUUUCGCUAUCGGAGACUUGGAAGGCCGGAACAAGGUCUGGAGUUGCUUAUCGCAGUGGAGCAGUAUGAAUACCUUCCCAUCACACCCGAAGCCGGCUACAUGGUGAUGAUACACAAGCAGGGGCACGAUCCCGAAGAAGCUACCGACGGCAUUUUCGUAGCCCCUGGACAGACAACCUACGUUGGUGUCACCGUGCUCUGCCUCAAGCUGUGCCAGCAAGGAGCCGUGCUGAAAAACUGCAGCUGUGAGUCGAGCUUCAUGCCCGCUCCGUCCUACAACAGCUACAACGUCUGCGACGUACUCAACAACAACGGAAUAUUACGCAUGGUGAACAUUCUGAAGUGA
This is a messenger RNA of Rhipicephalus sanguineus (brown dog tick), 1152 nucleotides long. RefSeq names its product FMRFamide-activated amiloride-sensitive sodium channel. Gene Ontology annotation, cellular component: membrane. The transcript is spliced from 6 exons. The coding region runs from base 1 to 1152 and encodes 383 amino acids. Lineage: Eukaryota; Metazoa; Arthropoda; Arachnida; Ixodida; Ixodidae. Gene Ontology annotation, biological process: sodium ion transmembrane transport. Gene Ontology annotation, molecular function: ligand-gated sodium channel activity. The record is from RefSeq and is a predicted model, not a curated record.